CCCAGGCUUCCGUGUGGAUCCUCAAUUCACUUCCGGCUGGUUACGAAAUUCCGCUUUGCUGGGCGCGCUGUGGACUGUCUGAAACUUAGAAGGAGGCUUUCUCAGAGGUUUCCCGGCUCCGGAGCCCGGCAUGGCUUCUUCGCGAGCCUCUUCCACGGCAACCAAAACUAAAGCACCCGAUGACUUAGUCGCUCCUGUUGUGAAGAAACCACACAUCUAUUAUGGAAGUUUGGAAGAGAAGGAAAGGGAACGCCUUGCCAAGGGAGAGUCUGGAAUUUUGGGAAAAGAAGGACUUAAAGCAGGCAUUGAAGCAGGAAAUAUUAAUAUAACUUCUGGAGAGGUAUUUGAAAUUGAAGAACACAUCAGUGAGCGACAGGCAGAAGUAUUGGCUGAGUUUGAAAGAAGGAAGCGAGCUCGACAAAUCAACGUUUCCACAGAUGACUCAGAAGUCAAGGCUUGCCUCAGAGCCUUGGGGGAACCCAUCACACUUUUUGGAGAGGGCCCUGCUGAAAGAAGAGAAAGGUUAAGAAAUAUUCUCUCAGUGGUUGGCACUGAUGCCUUAAAAAAGACAAAAAAAGAUGAUGAGAAAUCUAAGAAGUCCAAAGAAGAGUAUCAGCAAACCUGGUACCAUGAAGGACCAAACAGCCUGAAGGUGGCUAGACUGUGGAUUGCUAAUUAUUCACUGCCCAGGGCAAUGAAACGCUUGGAAGAGGCCCGUCUCCAUAAAGAGAUUCCUGAGACAACUAGAACAUCCCAGAUGCAAGAGCUGCACAAAUCCCUCCGGUCUUUGAAUAAUUUCUGCAGCCAAAUUGGGGACGAUCGGCCUAUCUCCUACUGUCACUUUAGUCCCAAUUCCAAAAUGCUGGCCACAGCUUGUUGGAGUGGGCUUUGCAAGCUCUGGUCUGUUCCAGAUUGUAACCUCCUUCACACUCUUCGAGGUCAUAAUACAAAUGUAGGAGCAAUUGUAUUUCAUCCCAAGUCCACUGUGUCAUUGGAUCAGAAAGAUGUCAACCUGGCCUCUUGUGCUGCUGAUGGGUCUGUGAAGCUCUGGAGUCUUGACAGUGAUGAACCAGUGGCAGAUAUUGAAGGCCAUACCGUGCGUGUAGCCCGAGUAAUGUGGCAUCCAUCAGGACGUUUCCUGGGCACCACCUGCUAUGAUCGUUCAUGGCGCUUAUGGGAUUUGGAGGCUCAAGAGGAAAUCCUGCAUCAGGAGGGUCACAGCAUGGGUGUAUAUGACAUUGCCUUCCAUCAAGAUGGCUCUUUGGCUGGCACUGGGGGCCUGGAUGCAUUUGGUCGAGUUUGGGACCUGCGCACAGGACGUUGCAUCAUGUUCCUAGAAGGCCACCUAAAGGAAAUCUACGGAAUAAGUUUUUCCCCCAAUGGCUACCACAUUGCAACUGGCAGUGGUGACAAUACCUGCAAAGUGUGGGACCUUCGACAGCGGCGUUGCAUCUAUACCAUCCCUGCCCAUCAGAACUUAGUGACCGGGGUCAAGUUUGAGCCUAUCCAUGGGAACUUCUUGCUCACUGGUGCCUAUGACAACACAGCCAAGAUCUGGACCCACCCGGGCUGGUCCCCGCUGAAGACUCUGGCAGGCCACGAAGGCAAAGUCAUGGGUCUGGACAUUUCUUCUGAUGGGCAGCUCAUAGCCACUUGCUCAUAUGAUAGGACCUUCAAGCUCUGGAUGGCUGAAUAGGCAAGGCCAUGGGAGAAAAACUCGCCUCAAACUGCCCCUUAGGAGCCAUUUUUCUCAAAAGAAAAAAAUUGAUGUAUUUUAUUUUGUUCUAUCAUGUUUCUACAGUUAUCAAGUAUAGAUGCUCAAUAGAUUUGAUUUUCACAUCAACUCCCAAGCAGCCCAGUCCCUACAUGGUGGUAAACCCCUUUUGUGAUUGAAAAUUUAUUUCUCAUCUUCAGGCCUUGCCAAGAAUUAUGUAGGAUGUUGUUUUUAUUAAUCUUUGUUUAAAUGUCCUACCAUCUUACAGCACUCAAAAUUGUGAAUACACUGCAUUUUAGUUCUCAAAAACUUGCCUUUUCAUGGUACAUGCUUCACGACUGCAUAUGAUCCAUUCAGCAAGUAAGGUGAUUGGACUGUAUUCCGGAAGCCCUGGCAUAACGAGGAGCAGCUGGCCACUCACUGGUUGAACAGUGCCUGACCUGACAGCGACAGCGACCCCACUUCCUGUCCUAGAGAAUGAGAGAGGAAGCAGUAGAUUGUGUAGGAAAGUUGCUCGUGCAGGAAAGAGACUGGACAUUUCCUGUGGAAUUCACUUGAAACACUGCCUGCCUUAGGAAACUCAGAACCAAACAUCUACUUGGUCAGAGCAGUCUUCCAUUUUGCUUUAAGUUUGACAUCCUAUUACCCUAAAGCACAGCCAUUGUGUCAGGAUUCAAAGAAAUUUUUGAAAUUGCACAGCUCAUUUGGUACAGCUUGCUUUUCUGUUGGUUAAAGGAUGUACUUCAUGUAUUACAGGGUAUGUCAUGUCAGAAUAACUGGAAAAAAUCCCUAAUGGGCAUUCUUAUUUGUUUGUUUGUUUUUGUACCGAGGAAUCAAACUCACGUCUGCAGGUUUGCAAGGCAGGCACCUCAGCGGUAUAUUGCUGAGCUAAAUCCCCAGCCCACCUAAUAGGCAUUCUUUUUUUUUUCCUUUUUAUUGGUACCAGGGAUCGAACUCACGACUGCCUGCUUGCAAGGCAGGCACUUAUGCCGCUGAGCUAAAUCCCCAGCCCCCUAAUAGGCAUUCUUAAACAUGAACCUUUUUUUUGUAUAUAAUUUGCUAAGAAUGAAAUCCUACCGUUAAAAAACUAUUCCUUAAAAAAUUAUUUUCUGGGGUACUGGGAAUAUAGUUCAGUGGUAGGGUAUAUGAAGCCCUAGGUUCUAUCCCCAGCACCCAAAAACACAAAAUAUCUGAAGUUAAAGCAUUUUCUGAUUCCUAGCCAUUAAUCCAGAAGUCUUUUUAGUCAUUUUGUUUUUAAUCUAGAAUGAUUUCAGAUGUGGAUUCCUCCCAAUUUCUGUCUCAUGGAAAAGUGUUCUACUAUCCUUUUCAACAAAGAGCAACGGGUGUUGGCCUGGUGGGCCAGACUAACAACUGUAUAUGGACUCCAUAAUUCUUAUUCAUCAGGUGCUUAGUGUUAACGUCCACCUCUUUCCACCCCAGAUAAACAUACUGUGCACUCUGAAAUGACCUAGUAAAUUUACAUACAAGUAGAAGAAUGGAAGAAGAAAGAAUAAGGAGAACUAAGGAAAGGCUUUAUAAUAGGCUUUGAAUAUUCCAAAUCCUUUUUAUUUGCCGUUUCCGAGAUUGAGGAUAGCCUUGCCUCUUCUGCAAAUUAUGAAUGUGAUUGUAGCCAAAUGUAAUGUUUUUAAUCAGAUUUCAGUUAUAACCAAGUAGUUACCUUUCCUGUGUAGUUGCUAAGCUUCAGAAUGCUCAAGUCUUAACUCUUGUUUCCUUUAUGGUUUGCCAUGAGACUUUUUCAACACCAUUUUUAUAGUAUGUGUAAAAUAGUGAUAGAUGUUGGUGUACUAGCAUGCAACUUAGAUACAGUAUACUGACAAAGGUUUUUAGUUUCUCUGUUUGAAUUUUACUCUUGGUUCCCUUGGA
Molecule: messenger RNA, 3598 nt
Organism: Cavia porcellus (domestic guinea pig)
Lineage: Eukaryota; Metazoa; Chordata; Mammalia; Rodentia; Caviidae
Gene: Prpf4
Product: pre-mRNA splicing tri-snRNP complex factor PRPF4
Exons: 14
Coding region: 131-1696 (521 amino acids)
Biological process (GO): mRNA splicing, via spliceosome
Cellular component (GO): U4/U6 x U5 tri-snRNP complex
Molecular function (GO): U4 snRNA binding; protein binding; U6 snRNA binding
Source: RefSeq, a predicted model, not a curated record